Messenger RNA from Silurus meridionalis, 3964 nucleotides. It is a transcript of the gene nlrx1, whose product is annotated as NLR family member X1. Gene Ontology annotation, biological process: negative regulation of canonical NF-kappaB signal transduction. Lineage: Eukaryota; Metazoa; Chordata; Actinopteri; Siluriformes; Siluridae. Gene Ontology annotation, cellular component: mitochondrion. The transcript has 9 exons. Bases 122 to 3175 code for a protein of 1017 amino acids. Gene Ontology annotation, molecular function: protein binding. The record is from RefSeq and is a predicted model, not a curated record.
CUGACUCGUUUAAGGAAGGAACAGGAAGUGCUGCUGCGUUGCUGCCGUACGGACACCAGAUGCAAGGUUUUAAUGGAGAUCGAUAAGGAAGACUUGUGUAAACAUUUCCAACCUGAACACGAUGCUGCAAUGCAACAGUGUUAAAGCAGUGGGAGGGGUCCUAAAGGAUAGCAAAAUGUGGCGAUUUGGAAGAACGACAGGAAGAGGAGCUGUAAGCUGGAGAUCUUACAGUGCACUAAAGGAUUACAAACAUGAAGCAGUUCCAGGGAGAAAAGUGGAGUUCACAUUUCCACCUAGUGACUUCUGCUGUGUCAGAAAAGCAGGAUCCUUAUUACAUGCCAAGUGGAUGAGUCGUUGUGGAUGUGGGUGGAGUGAACGGGUACCGUUAAUGGGUUCAUCAUUCUCUGGUUACAGUUUAAGAUCAUAUUCCUCUGGCACAGCAACCACAGAUCCCAUAGAGAUCCACAAACAAAAGUUAAUGCUGUGGUUCAGCCACUUACCUCAGGAAGAAAAACAGUUUGGGGGUUUCUUCUCUCCUGAAACCAUGCAUAUAGAGCCACUUAUUCUUGAAAAAAACCCAGAUGAGAGGAAAGACCUCUCGAUUAACCCUUUCAAAGGAAAUGAAUCAAUGAAACGCUCAAUCACACCUGAACAGCUGUUUGAUGCAAAACACGGCAUUAAGGAUGGAAAAGGACACAACAUAUUGCUGUAUGGAGCUGUUGGCACUGGGAAGAGUACAGUUGUCCGCAAGCUGGUUUUGGACUGGUGUGCUGGAUCAGCUCUUUCCCAGUUCAAGCUGUUGGUGCCCUUCUCUUGUGAGGAUCUCGCUCAGUUGUCUAAAUCCGCAUCACUACGAGACCUUGUGGGUAGAAAAUAUGUACACCUUCGGAAGACACCAUUUCUCAGUGGAGAUAAUAACCAAGCCAGCGAGAUCCUCUUCAUCUUCAACGGAAUGGAGAAAAUGAAGCUAGACUUUAGGAUUGGCAGCACUGAAUUAUGCAGUGAUCCUAAUGAGGCUCUGUCAUCAGGAGCUAUUGUAGUGAACUUGCUGAGGAAAUACCUACUACCUGAGGCCAGCAUUUUGGUUACAACCAGGCUAUCUGCUGUAGAUUAUAUCCCAAAGAAAUAUGUGCACCGCUAUGCUCAAAUCUAUGGUUUCAACGAUCCUGAUCUCCAGAGAACAUACUUCACAAGCAGACUGUUACAACAAAGUGGAGAAAAGCCAAGCAAAGAGGCAGAAUCUCUGAUAGAGAUGCUCUACCUCAACCUGCAGCGUGAGAGCCAGUUAGCAGCAGCCUGCUUUUUACCUUCCUACUGCUGGCUCACAUGCGCCACGCUCCACUUCCUUCACUUUACUGAUGCCAAGGCACCCAUUCGCACUCUUACUGGUAUCUACACAAGCUUCCUGAGGCUUAACUUUGGAGGAGAGGUGAUGACAAUAGGAGGAGACCAAGCUUCACAAGAGAACCAGAAUUCGUUAAUGCUCUAUGUGGUUCGCACUGUGGGGAAGCUGGCUUUUGAUGGAGUCAGCAGUAAACAUACUUCCUAUUCUGAGACCGAUCUUGAACAGUGGAUUGGUGGGAAGAUCAAAACUGAUGAAGAGCUUCAGCAACUGGCAGUGUUUCGUACAGAUGUUCUAGACUUCUUCCUCGUUCCCUUUGUAGAACAUGGUCAAAAGCUUACAGAAUCCAAUGAGAAACGCUUUGUUUUUGCUGUUCCAGCCAUGCAGGAGUAUUUGGCUGCCCUUUAUGUUGUUCUUGGUGAGAACAAAACGGCCCUGGAGAAAGUCACUAAGCAAGUGUCAUCAGUCCUUGGACAAGCUGGCGAGGACAUCACCACCUUAAUGACCAUUCUCUCUAAGUUCAUACCUCUCAGGAUCUUUGCCCUGUUUAACUUGGUGAAGCUGUUCCCCAAAUUCUUUGAUCGGAUAACUAGUCUUAGUAGGGGACGCAUCGCCAACACUAUGGCUGCAGAAAUGUUCCGCUCGGAAGACAGCUACAAUGAAGAUGUUCUCGAUCAGGUGGAGCAAAGCUUGCUUGGAGUGCAAGGCCCGCAACCAGAGCAAAAAGAUGAUACCAGGUCCUUUGAGUUGUACCCGAUCUUUAUGGGAGGACUUCUACAUUAUGGGAACAGAAGGCUACUGGAGCAACUUGGAUGUGACAUUAAGAGCACCACAGUGGUCCAGAUCACUCGAACACUAAAGAAGCAGCUGAUCAAGGAAAGCUGCAAGCAGCAGCCACCUGAGGAGUUGAUGGAUUUGCUGGUUUUGCUCUACGAGCUACAGAACCCUCGGCUAAUGGCCGAAGUGCUGCAAUCUGUCAAAAUCAUCAACCUGUCCAAUGUGCGCAUGACCCCACUGAAGUGUUUUGUGCUGAGCUCAGUGUUAAACUGCUUACCUUCUGGCUCUGUGCUGAAUGAGCUCAACCUGUCCUCCUGCCAUGUCACUCCAGAGUUGCUACAAACCUUAUAUCCUGCCUUUAACAACACCAGAAGCAUCAAUCUGCAGUUUAACAACCUGGAUUCCGAAUCCUGCAUAAUGCUGCGAGAUCUCCUGCUCGAACCCAACUCUAAAAUUAAAUCAUUACAGUUGUGUGAUAACUCUUUGCUGGACAGAGGGGUUAGCCAUCUUCUGGAUGCUCUGUCUGGUAACCAGUCUUUACAGAAGCUGUCUCUGAUGCAUACUGGCCUUGGAGAUGGUGCUGCUUCUGAAUUAGCUGAAAAGCUGGCCUUGCAUGGUGGGUUACAGGAGCUGAAUGUGGCCUACAACAACAUUGGAGAUGGUGCGGCACUCAAACUGGUAGACGCCUGCAGAGAGCACCCUACUAUUCACACAUUACACUUGUAUUUGAACCAGCUAACCGACGUGGGGAAGCAGUCGUUGCAUGUCCGUGGUGUUCCGCAGGUCAAAGGCGGAAGACGUGUAAAAGUGCUGGCUUCGGUGACCGAGGGCUCGGACAUCUCAGAGGACUGGCAUCCCAUUUUGAGCAUCAUAGGAAAGAACUCAUUAUCCUGGGAAAGGGAACGUGUACGUGAACAGCUUCUGAUCUUCGUGAAGGAUCUGGAGUGGGGUCGCAAACAGAAUUCAAACUUCUUGAAGAAGUUGCACUUCCGCAGAGUGGAGCGCGUGGUGAGGCAGACUCUGCGCAUGCUGGAAAAAGGAAGCAACGUUAAUUGAUACAACCGCCUUGCUUUAAACAUAGCUUUGGUGCUCUUCUGGGAAAAAUGUAGCAUACAAGAUUUUGUGCAUUUUGUGUACAAAUUAGUGCAGCACUGGUCUUCCUUUUUCCAUUAUUUUCCAUCACUUAAAUCGGUACUGGAGUACUCAGCUCGGGUGCACAUAAAUAUGGCCUUAAGUAUGCAGACACCUGACCAGUCACAUAUAUAUCCUUGUACAUUUACCUUUUACCCAUUGCAGAUCUAGUCCUUUUUUUGAUACCUGAAAAGGCUUUCCACAAGAUUCUAAAGUGUGGGUGUUGAGAUUUGUGCUCUUUCAGCCACAACAGCAUUAGUAAGUUCCAGCACUGACCUUUGGUGAGGUCUUGUGUGCAGUCAGCAUCCCAUUUCAUCCCAAUAUUGUUCAGUGCGGUUGAGGUCAAUGCUCUGUGCAGGACACUACAUUUCUUUCUUUCACUCCAACCUUGAAAAACGAUGUCUUCACAUGCUGGAAAAUGUUCUGGGAUCCUUGGUUCCAGUUGAGAGAAAUUGCAAUGCUGCUUCAAACAAAUAAUAAACUUUGCUGCAACAUUUUGGGAAAGACCAACAUAUUGUGAUAGUCAGGUGUCUGCAUACAUUUGGUCUUUAUGUUUAACAGGGGCAAAGAAAACUGUUACAUUUGCUUGUUCAUGUGGAUGCUUUUUAUUGUUGAAUAGUGUUAGGAAUGAAUUAUGUACCAAGCACGUCUUCCUUGUUUGAGUGUUCGAAUUGCAUUAUUUGCCAUGAAAUGAAAUGAAAAUUUGGUAUUAGA